AGUCACACAUGCAUGGAGCAUCUUCCCUCCCCACUUACUUUCUCUCUCAACUCUCCUCCUCCUCCCUCCCUCCUCCUCUCUCCCUCUAUCACACACACAUAUCACCUCUUAUCUUCCUGUCUGUGUCGUCUGUGUCUCAACAUCUGUCUCUCUCACACAGACACUUACAGCCUCUUCUCCCCUCUCUGUCUCCCUCCCUCUCUCUUCUUCUCUCUCUCACUCAGACACGCACAAACGCUCGCGCAACCUCAGCUUCAACACAUACCACACAUUCAUGCCGACUGGCACCCAAGGACAGAGCACCCUCUCUCUCUCUCCCUCUCCCUCUCUCCCUCCGUCUCUAUCUCUCUCUCUCUCCCUUUCUCUGUCUCAGUCCUGCUGUCUGGGUCUGUGAGAGUGUGUGUGUUUCUGGGCUUCCCCGACACCGAGCCGAGCUGAGCUCACACGCUCCUGAGCAUUUGAGGACGAGGACCAGGAGGAAGAGGAGGGCCAUGGAGCACAGCCACAUCUUCACCCUCCUUUCCCCCCCCAACAGCAGUGCCUGGAGCCCGGGGCAGCAGCUGGCCGACACUCCCCAGGGUUGCCCCCUCGGACCACUACCCGUCAUCUACUACAGCGCCCUGCUCUGCCUCGGCCUGCCCGCCAACAUACUCACUGUCAUCAUCCUCUCCCAGCUGGUGUUACGGCGUCAGAAGUCCUCCUAUAACUACCUUCUGGCGCUUGCCGCCGCUGACAUCCUGGUCCUCCUGCUCAUCGUCUUCGUCGACUUCAUAUUGGAGGACUUCAUUUUGGGCGCGCCCCUUCCCCCCUCCCUCAACAAGGCAGUCCAGGUCCUGGAGUUCUCCUCCAUCCACACCUCCAUCUGGAUCACGGUCCCCUUGACCGUUGACCGUUAUAUUGCAGUCUGUCACCCGUUGAAGUAUCAUAGCGUUUCCUACCCGGCCCGCACACGGCGGGUCAUCAUGGGCGUCUAUAUGGGGUGUUUGGUGUCUGCGGCGCCUUACUACUGGUGGCCUGAGCUGUGGCAUGGUUUACCUGGAGGUGGUACAGGAAGUGGAGGAAGGGGGAGUAGUAGUAGUAGUGCUGCGCAGCAUGUGCUAGUCUGGGUGCACUGCGCGACUGUCUAUCUCCUCCCCUGCUCCGUCUUCUUCUCCCUCAAUGCAAUGAUCGUCAGGAAGCUCCAGCGCCGUCGCAGCUGCUUCCGCCUGCGCGGCUACUCCACGGGCAAGACCACCGCCAUCCUGCUCGCCAUCACUUCCGUGUUUGCUGUCCUCUGGGCACCACGCACCAUCGUGAUCCUUUACCACCUGUACACAGCUCCGCCGGCGUCCCCGGGUCCCGCCCGCCUUCUGCACCUCCUAACCGAUGUGGCGAACAUGCUAGCUCUCCUCAACACCGGGGUCAACUUCUUUCUCUACUGUUUCAUCAGCAAGCGUUUCCGGACCAUGGCGGCCACUGUUCUCCGGACGUUGUUCCGAUGCCGUAAGCAGCCGCCGCCGUUCUAUGCUGGACACAACUUCUCUAUCACUAGUAGCCCCUGGAUCUCCCCUGCCAACUCCCACUGCAUCAAGAUGCUGGUAUACCAGUACGAUAAGAACGGCAAGCCUAUCUGCAUCUCCUCGUGAGGGGGGAAGUGUGGAGGGUUUCCCUGACGACCGACCUUGAUGAUGACCCGAUUCUGGGACUCUUUGAGCUUUUCAAAUGUCAACAGACAUUUAGAGUGGAGGGCUGGAAAGGUGGAGGAGAGGAAAGGACGUGGAGAGGAGAGGUGAUGAGAGGUGGAUGAGAGGAGAGAUGGAGGAGAAGAGAGGUGGUGGAGAGGAGAGGUGGAGGAGAGAAGAGAUAUGUGGUUGGUGUAUGGAUAAGCAACAAUCUAUCUAUCUGAAGUGAGAGAAAGAAUGUUUGAGAACAAGAAGAAGAAGAAAAGUUGAGAAAUCAAGUAGGAAUGUUGCUGAGCACAAACAGCAGAACAGAACUCACAACCCAGCAACAGAGUGUUGAGAACCAUCUCUCCACUCGUUCAUGCGGAAAAGCAAUCUAACAGAUUGAUCAUUCAGCCUGGAUAACUGCCUGUCUUUUUGGCUGUAUUACUGCUCCGACAGUGUCUGACGAUGAGCUUUGACUGUGAUCAGGGAUUGAUAAACGAGCAUCAUGGCGGCUGCUUAUUACUAGGUUUUAUAGCCAGCCAUUUGUAAAUGGGAAUGGAGAGUGACAACUGAGGAAUUCCUCUGUGACAUAUCAACCUCGCUUUGACAUUGGGACGUUUUUGGUACUGUCUCUGUUAUACUGCUGUCGACGGAUGGGGAGGAGGAGGUGAUGAUGGAGGGACGGUGGGAGGAUGAGGGAGGCUCUGAAUCUGAACAGAUGGCCAUCAUUCAAUGGGAGCCCUCUCUAGUCAAAGAGUUCAUCACAGAGAUUCUCAGCGAGAGAAACCACUCACCUUUGAAGAGGUAUCCGUGGCAUAGACGUCCUUGUCCUUAGUGGUGGCCUUAGAUGAUUUGAUUCGUAAUCACUACCAUGUCCCCUGACAUGUUUUGAAACCCUGCUGACAUUUCCUGUUAAUAUAUAGUGGGUCUCAGAGGUGCAUUAGACAUUACAAGAUACUUUUUAUUAAAAAACGGAUCUGUGGAUGUUAAGAUGUUCUCAGUGAGUGAAUUCAUCAAAGAUGGAAGGGAUUGGGAAAGAUAACCAUCCAAUCAGGAGCAGUCUCACAGGUGUUGUUAAGGAUAAGUAGGAGCUGCCUGUUGUCAUGGUGAAGGAUUAUGGUAGACUUGACUGUUAGAUCAGUGUUCUUUAAUACCGAUCUUGAAGACACACACAUGUAGGUUUUUGUUCUAGCCCAGUACUAACACACUUGAUUCAGCGAAUCAACUGAUCAUCAAGCAAUUUGAGAGGUUGAAUCAAGAUGUGCUAGGUGUGUUAAUGCUGGGUUAAAACAAAAAACCUGUACACUUUGUGUGUCUUCAGGACCAGGAUUGAAGGAGGUUGUUGUAGACGCACAAAAAUAAAGCAAAACAAUUACAAUACUUUAUAAUUGAGGUUCCAUAGGAUCAGUAAUCUUGUAACCAUGGAUUCCACAAUUUUAAAAGGAGGACAUUUCUACCAUUUACAGAGUCUUCAAUUAAGUAUUGGUUGUCUUUGAUGAUUGUCUUAGUCAUAUUAGAAUGAAUGUAUUUGUGCAGCUCCUCAGACCCUUAACUUUAUAUCACUGACUAGAUAGUGUGUGUGUGUGUGUGUGUGUGUGUGUGUGUGUGUGUGUGUGUG
This is a messenger RNA of Salmo salar (Atlantic salmon), 3264 nucleotides long. Lineage: Eukaryota; Metazoa; Chordata; Actinopteri; Salmoniformes; Salmonidae. The record is from RefSeq and is a predicted model, not a curated record.